This is a messenger RNA of Ectocarpus siliculosus, 1116 nucleotides long. NCBI's taxonomy places the organism in Eukaryota, Phaeophyceae, Ectocarpales, Ectocarpaceae. The record is from the annotation of a GenBank genome assembly.
AUGGUGUGUUCUCUUUGUACGCGAAGUACACGAGGAGAAAGAUCAUCAGGUCAGAGCAGCUCCCAUGGCGGGAGAAGCAGCUACAGCUGGAGCGGUGGCGAUGGGGUUGACGCGGGCCAACGUUCAGACCCGGUCGAGACAACGCCGCGGCCAUCACGGCGUCCCCCGGCAGCAGAAAGAAACAGCUAUUCGCAGGAGGGAGAAAUGGCGAUGGCCGCUUCAGGAAUACCACUCGAACCGGCAGUGUUCGGACCGCCCCAAAACCCAAACCUUGCCGGUCAAGACGAAAGCGCUGGGGGCGCGGAGAAGGGAUUUUUCUGUCGGGUGUGCGGGGAGCGCGUGGCGUCGCUCUCCGAGGAGAAGCACAACACCUCGACGCUGCACAUUUUCAACCAGCAGCACAGGCCGCAGGGGAGGAAGGUGCAAAUCCACGAAAGCAACAAGGGUUUUCAGCUGCUCGCGGGCAUGGGCUGGAAGCUGGACGAGGGCCUCGGCUCCCGGAAGCAGGGCCGCGUGAAUCCCCUGCAGACCACGUUCAAGCGGGACACGACCGGCCUGGGGGCCGGCGGAAAGCUGCGCCCCCGCGUCACCCACUUCCCGUCGCACGUCCCGUCCCAGGCGCUCAACGCUCCGGACGGGAAGAGCGACGCGGUAAGGGCGCACGAGAGACUCGACCGGGGACGGCUCGGCGGCGGCGGCGGCGGCGGCGGAGGGAGACGGCGGCGCGCCCGGGAUGGUGGUGGGUGUAGUGGCAACCGGUUAGACGCUUCAGGCGAAUCGAGCGGCGUUAACGCCGAACCCUCUGCAAGGGCAGGAGGGGGAGGAGCUGCGGGUGACUCAUGGGGCGGGUUUUGGGGGCAGGGAACACAUUCAGGAAGUGGUGGCGGUGGCAGCGGCGGCGGCGGCGGAUGCCGUUCUACGGGUGAAAGCACUGCUAGCUCGGGGGGGGCAGGGCGAAGGGAAGGGAGAGGCAAGAGUGGACACGAGACGGGCUCUUUCCUGACCAGGAGGGAACGCGAGGCGGAGUUGGAGCGGGAGAGACGGAAAGAGCGAACGGCGAGGUUCGAACUCCUUUCUGACGUGCCGGAAGAAUACGCCGCCCUUUUUACGGGCUGA